This is a messenger RNA of Monascus purpureus, 1077 nucleotides long. NCBI's taxonomy places the organism in Eukaryota, Fungi, Ascomycota, Eurotiomycetes, Eurotiales, Aspergillaceae. The record is from the annotation of a GenBank genome assembly.
GCCGUCCUCAUCUACAUCUCAAUUAAUCCGGGGAAUCCACAAUCGAACGCCCCAGAAAGCGCCAUAUCAACAAAUCCAAUAGGGGAGAAGAAAACAAAAGAAAGCAAUGCGCCUCCAAAACGGGCGUCUCUGCGAAUUCACCAACCCCUGCAACACCAACUCCCCACAUCCCCGAAAACUAAUCUCGCACAUCUUCGGCCGCAACAAGACAGUCACGCGCACCUUCCCGGACCAUGUCUGGGUGUACUUCUGUCGGAAGCACUACCAGCGGUCGCGGUACAGGGAUGCGUUGUGGGCACUUCGGCAGUGUGAUAUUUUGGAGCAGACGCUGAACCGGAUGGAGAGCUGGGGGCAGGUUAGAGUUUGGGAAAUUGUGAGGAGGAGGAGGGCUAUGCUUUCUUCCUCUUCUGGGAUGGUUCAGGAUGGUGGUUCCGAUUCUGGUUCUGCUGCAGCUCCUGCAGAUCCAGACGCAGGUCUAGAUACAGACGUAGAUGUAUCCGGUGCGGAUACGGACGCCUUAGACACCGAUGGAGUUGAAGACGAGGAUGGAGACGGAGAAGAAGAAGAUACCGAUGCAGACAUGGAUCCCACACCAGCGAACACCAACGCAACUACUACUGCCAGCACCACCCACCGCACCUACCGCACCCGCAGAAACCGGCCAAACCCUAUCCCACCCUGGCUCAUCCAUGAACUAGGUCCUAACAAGUCUUUCCGGGAUAUCCGCACCAUUAUUACCCGGUUGAGGGAAGAUAUCCAGACCAGGAGAGUGAUCAGAUUCCCGGAUAUUGAGAUCUUACCCGAUUUUUAUCCUGGGGUGUAUGCUCUUCAACAGCAGCAGCAACAGCACCAAAUAUCGGGUCUAUCUCAAGGUUCUUCUACUGUGACUGGUUCAUCUAACAACAACCACAGCAGCAGCAGGAAUGCCUCCCGCGUUGACCGGAGAGGUCGAGUGCGGAAGCUUGGCCCUCGCUCUCGACGGAGUCAUUAAUCCGACUAUUCAAUCUUAAACAAAGGGCGAAUCUACAUAACGAUAUGGUAGAUAGUCGUAGAAUCAAUGAGUCAACUUACUGCCAG